Anneissia japonica is the source of this 2736-nucleotide messenger RNA. RefSeq lists its product as uncharacterized. Gene Ontology annotation, molecular function: calcium ion binding. The record is from RefSeq and is a predicted model, not a curated record. NCBI's taxonomy places the organism in Eukaryota, Metazoa, Echinodermata, Crinoidea, Comatulida, Comatulidae. The transcript is spliced from 6 exons. Bases 55 to 2736 code for a protein of 893 amino acids.
UAUAGAUUAUUGAUCAGUGAUGAUGUAUAGGUCUAUAAACCAACAUAUAAUCUUAUGCCUUCUUAUUAUAAUUAUUACAUUUUACCAUUAUUUUCAGAAUUAACAGACAGUAGUUAUAUCAAAGAACCUUCAAAUACUAAUGUAGACCGCUCAUUUAUAGAAGUACUUCUGAAAAAAGUUCACAUUAAAGUUCGCAUGUUAAAGGUUUAUAUGUGCCGUCACAGAGGAUACUGGUGCCAUCACUGGGGAAAUAAGCGACGCAUAGUAUUAAUGAUUGUUGCUGCUGCUAUUUUCUUUACUGUCAUCAACCUAUUAUUUGGAUCAAACCUAUCACCAGAUCUAUGCUUCUCACAUCCCUGCCUCAAUGGAGGGGCCUGCACCGCUUUCCGGAAUAGAUAUUCCUGUGACUGCCUGAAUGGAUACUCUGGAACCAAUUGCGAAAAUUAUAAUGCUGCAACUCAAUCAUGUUCGAGUACUCCUUGUCGGAAUGGAGGUACGUGUGUACCGUCUGGUAUGGGCUAUACAUGCAGCUGUAGGACAGGGUACACUGGAACACAUUGUGAUCAAAACGUUAUUAGAAACUUUUUAACAAACAUGUUGAAUAAAGCUUAUGAGAAUAAAGCAUCAAUGAUACCACCAAUCUGGGACAACGGUUUUGAUGUCCAUGUUGCGCAAAUAUUCACUGAUAUAAUAUUAAUGACGUCUACAAAAGAAGAUAGGAGAGACCAUCCUGCACAAAUUGAGAAGACAGGAAAAGCCAUCUCAUUAACCAAAUUAUUGAGCAUUAUAAAAUCUAUAAAUUCAUGUAGAGUAUUGAUCACAGGAAAAGCAGGAAUGGGUAAGACCACACUUCUUAAAUAUAUUGCUUAUAAUUGGGCUACCUAUUCAAGUGACACGUUUGCUGAUAAACUGCUGUUUCUCGUGAAUGUAAGGGACAUCAAAGCAGGUAAUAGUGUCUUGGACGUUAUUGUGCAGCAGUAUAUUGAUAUGGAGGAUUUUUAUGCGGAAACGGAGCUCCAAAGGGGUUCGAAGAUAAUUCAAACAUUCUUAAGAAAACAUGAUGAUGAACUGGUGUUUCUACUAGAUGGUUUAGAUGAAUUAGAGGCUGGUUCUAAGGGCCCAGAAAACUUGUUUAAUAAUUUGGAAUUGAGAGAUAGCACGGUGAUAUUAACAUCUCGACCAGACCGUACUGACAGUUUUCUUAAAAUGUGUGAUGUGCAUGUAAAGGUUAUGGGAUUCAGUGUAAGCCAAAUGAAACAGUUUAUUCAUAAAUACUUCAAUUAUUUUAAUGAAUCGAAGUCGGGAGAAUCAUUGAUUAAUGUAUUAAGAAUUGAUUCAAUAAAUAAAAAUGAUUGGGGCGGGAAUCACAAAGAAGCUUUUGAAUUGUGCUCAUCUCCGUUGUUGUUGCUUCAUAUAUGUACCAUCUGGAAUCAAAAUAAAUAUCUUCCUAAUGAUUUGACAGAUCUUUAUAAGGAGGUUUUCCUUUGCAUUUUAAAUCAGAACAUUGGCAGAAGAAAUGAUGAGGAAAAAGUAACUUUUGAUAGUAUUCCAAAGAAAUAUUCUAGUGCUAUUCUGGCAUUAGGUGGGACUAUGUAUAAAGGACUACAGAAAAAUAUACUGCAUAUUGACAAAACAUCGUUAACGAAAGUUUACAAGAAGGACAUAGUUGAUUUAGCACUUAAACUUGGAUUUGUUUAUAAAAAUCAACCCGUUGCUGUUAACGAUCAUAGUAAAAUUUACAGCCCCUCCCAUAAGUUACUUUCAGAAGCCCUGGCAGGCUUCUACUUGUCAACUAAAUGUCGACAAAUGAGUCUGCAUCAUGAUGAAUAUGAAAAGAUAAGGUCUUCAAAAUAUUUGCAUAUGACAAGAGUUUUUGCCAUUGGAUUCUUAGGUAAGAAUGCUGGUAAAUUAAUGAAACACUGGUUGAUGAAUAAUGCCACAAAUUAUUACUCACUAGCAACAUAUUUUAAAUAUGUAAAAACAGAAAAUCAAAUAACUGUAAUACAAGCACUUGACGACCACAUGCCCCCAGAAAUGAAAAAAGACGUUGAAAUAAUGACUAAAUCUUUAAAAACCGUUCUGAAUAUAAACAAAAGCCUGCCUGCAUAUAGCAAUGAACAUUUAGUACAACUUAUGACAGCAUUUGUAAAUAGAUAUACAACAAAUCCAGACAUGGUUAUGAAGGAAAUUAUAUCUAUUAUAGAUAAAUCAAGCCAACAGGAAUCUGAAAGGAUCUGUAUGACUGUAGCACACAUUUCACUCUUACUACAAAUGCAUAAAGCUGUUUGGCAUUACUCUUAUUUGUAUUUUAAUUAUUGUAAUGACAUGUAUUUAUUUAAAACUAUUGAAAAGUGGGGUGAUGAAGCUAUCAUGAUUUUCUCUACUGUAUGGAAUAAACAUUAUUUGAAGGAUGAGAUACAUAUUCUCAGUGUCAAAACCUCGAAUAUAAGAGAGGUUAGUAUACCAACUUUCUGCAAAAUAAUUAAAAUGUUUCCUAAAUUGAAUUAUCUUGAAGUAACUUAUGAAGAAUAUUCAGAUAUGUAUGUAGAAAGUAUGGUAAAUACCUGUACAGACCAUCAAAAGUACUUUAUAGGAUUCAUGGCUUCUGAUUUCCUAGCCAAUGGUUUUAAAUCGGUGAUCAUACAAUUUAGUGAAAGUUAUUCACCAUUUGUUCUUUAUUUACCUUGGAAAAAAACAGUGUAUUAUUCGUCAAUAAUAUUAGCCAAUGCUGUUUAA